Messenger RNA from Ascochyta rabiei, 1704 nucleotides. RefSeq lists its product as uncharacterized. Bases 1 to 1704 code for a protein of 567 amino acids. Gene Ontology annotation, biological process: regulation of DNA double-strand break processing. The record is from RefSeq and is a predicted model, not a curated record. NCBI's taxonomy places the organism in Eukaryota, Fungi, Ascomycota, Dothideomycetes, Pleosporales, Didymellaceae. Gene Ontology annotation, molecular function: protein binding. Gene Ontology annotation, cellular component: site of double-strand break; nucleus. The transcript has a single exon.
AUGGAAUUUUCCGCCGAAGAUGAUGAGGCUUUGCGCCAAUUCAUGCCAGCUCAGUUCGGUAAGAAAGAGGGGGGUGUAGAUGUCGAGGCGCAGAUUGAGCGCUGCCGGAGGCCUGUGGUGGACGAGAGCAAGCAGGGCAAGCCAGCGGAGGACAAGGACUCGGACAAUGACAGCGACGACGAUGACGACGACGACGAUGACGACGACGAGUUUCCCGUAUCCCACGAGCUGGUUAUCAAAACGCAUGACCGCGCUGUCACGACGAUUGCGCUCGACCCUUCCGGCACGCGCAUGGUGACGGGGAGCAACGACUGCACAUUGAAGCUGCACGAUCUGAGUGCGCUUACACCGAGCACGAUCCGGGCCUUCAAGACGGUCGACCCAUUCGCGACGAAGCCCUCGCAAACGGCAGAGUCGCAUCUGAUCCACCAGGUUCUGAUCAGCCCGCUCUCUGGAAGCCAGUUCUUGUGCGUCACAGCAACACCACAGGCGAGGCUGUUCUCCAGAGAUGGCGACCUCACUGCAGAGUAUGUCAAGGGCGACAUGUAUCUGAGAGACAAGCACAAUACGAAAGGCCACACGGCAGAUGUUACAAGCGCUGCAUGGCAUCCGACGAACAAGAACAGAUUCGUGACUGCAGGCACGGACAGCACGGUGCGCAUAUGGGACGUCAACAAGCGGAUGAAGCAGGAGGAGGUGAUUGUGCACAAGUCGCGGGCAGCGGGCAGCGCAGGCAUGACGAGGAUGACGGCUGUCGCUUGGGGCGCCGCAGCUGAAGGCGGGAGCAGUAUACUGGUUUCUGCAGCGCUCGAUGGCAGUCUGGUCAUGUGGGGUGGAGAGGGUCCGUACCACCGUCCGUCCGGGGAGAUUCGCGACGCGCACGAGAAGGAUACCUGGACGAGCGGGCUGGACAUCAGCGCUGACGGGAGACUGGUCAUCACAAGAGGUGGAGACGACACCAUCAAGCUGUGGGAUACGCGCAAGUUCAAAACACCGCUCAACACGACAUCGCACGCCUCGACAUCAUCGCAGUACCCGACCUCCAACAUCAAAUUUGCGCCCAACUCGGCAAGCAUCAUCACAGGCUCCGAGACAGGCCACCUGCACAUCCUCAAUCCCGCUACACUGCGCCCAGAGCUCGUCACUCCCGUCACGCCGGGCUCGCCGCUCAUUACGGUACACUGGCACCCCAAGCUCAACCAGAUCUUCACUGGCUCCGCCAACGGCCAGACGACCAUACUCUUCAACCCGUCGCUCUCUACAGCGGGCGCGCUCACGAUCCUCAGCAAAGCGCCCAAGAAGCGACAUGUCGAUGACGAUCCCAACUUCACCGUGGACAUGGACCCGCUCGGCAUGGCGGGCGAGGAGCAGGGCGGCAAGGGCGGCGCAGCUGGCUCGUUCGCAGCGCGACACCCGACGAUUGGACUCACAGCGUCUGGCAAGAGCCGUGAUCCGCGAAGACCGCACAUACCGGCCAUCACGCCGUUUGCAAAGAGCACGCCCGAUCAGAAGUACGUCAUGGAGCAGAUUGAGGGAAGCGACAUGCGCGAUGAGGACCCGAGGGAGGCGCUGCUCAAGUAUGCGCCCAAGGCGGGCGAGAAGAAUGUCUUCACGGGCGCGUGGGACAAGACGCAGCCGAAGCAGAUAUACAAGGAGUACGACAGUGACGAGGAUGAGCCUGCGGGGAAGAGGGUGAAGAGGUAG